Messenger RNA from Exophiala aquamarina CBS 119918, 1593 nucleotides. RefSeq lists its product as uncharacterized. The coding region runs from base 1 to 1593 and encodes 530 amino acids. Gene Ontology annotation, molecular function: protein-macromolecule adaptor activity. Gene Ontology annotation, biological process: protein import into peroxisome membrane. The record is from RefSeq and is a predicted model, not a curated record. NCBI's taxonomy places the organism in Eukaryota, Fungi, Ascomycota, Eurotiomycetes, Chaetothyriales, Herpotrichiellaceae. Gene Ontology annotation, cellular component: peroxisomal membrane. The transcript is spliced from 2 exons.
AUGAUAACAGCCACACGACGCUGGCUUCGGCGGAAUCGCAAUGGAAUCGCCAUCGGUGCCGGUGUCGUUGGUGUCACCUAUCUGGCUGGCCAGUAUGUUCUUGGAAAGAUCAAAGAAGCCCGAGAGCGCAUGCAGAUGGACAGAAUAGCAAAAGAGAAUAUCCGGCGACGCUUUGAACAGAAUCAAACCGAUUGUACAAUUACCGUCCUCGCACUAUUGCCCACCCUAACCGAGAAUGUUAUUGAAGAAUUGCCUGUCGAGCAAUUGACCCAAGAAUUACAGCAGAAGAAGACGGAAAGGUUGGCACGUGCUUCAGGCGAAGGGAGGUCAGAAGCCUCAAGUAUGCAUGAUGGCGACACUGCAAGCCUGUCCAGCUUUCAGACAACCAGUUUCGCCCAUGCCAGCCAACUCACCGGACAACAUGACCAGCCUACACCCAGGAGGACAAAAGCACAACUCUGGACUGAAGUCAAGAUUACCUCGAUCACGAGAGCGUUUACCCUGAUUUACAGCUUGUCUCUUCUGAUCAUCCUUACUCGCAUUCAAUUGAACCUACUUGGCCGUCUCAACUAUUUAUCUUCUGUCAUAUCUCUGGCCCAGCCUCCUCCCGGACGAGUCAACUCGAUUUCUCUCGAAGAUCAUGAUAAUGGAGGUGCCGGCGCUGGUUUUGGAAAUGAUUUCGAAACCAAUCGGAGAUAUUUGACCUUCUCAUGGUAUCUUUUGCACAGAGGGUACGCACAGAUCAUGGUUAAAGUGCGCACGGCAGUGGAAGAUGUCUUUGCCACUAUCUCGCCCAGCGAGGGCAUUACCGCUGCAAGGCUGAGUGACUUGGUCCUCUCUGUGCGGAAGCAUGUGGAAGGCAACACUGAGGAGCAGAGAUAUGCUAUGAGGUGGCUGCCAUACGUCUUACCACCUCGAGAAGAGGAAGAAGCUGUGCUGGUCGAUUCCGGUGUCAUCACUCCACCACCCUCGUCUCCAGGUCACUCUAUCGGCGGUUUACCACCCCAAGGUGAGGGUUCUUAUGUGGAUACCUCAACUGGGCCGCUGCGCCAGUUACUCGACGAGACUGCUGAUCUGAUCGAUUCUCCAACCUUCACCAGGAUCCAUUCACUACUUCUGGGGUCCAUGUUUUCGCAUCUUAUUGACAGCCGUGUGAUCGCUAAAGCCUAUCCGGCUCAGCAACCGCAAUCACCUCCGUCUACACUCUCUAGCGGACAACAUCCUCGUAUUCAAGAACUUGAUUCAGCGGUGACGGUCGUUCCGGGAGAACCAAGAGUGAAACUGGCAAACCUUCUGGCCAUCAUCACCCGUCAAGCCCAUGCCAUCGGCAAUGGAAAUAACCUCCCCAAUGAGUACGUCUCCACAGCCGAGGCCGAAGUACGGGAGCUGGAAGCAUUUGCGGCUGUGAUAUACGCCAGUAACCUUGACCAGAACAUCGAGGAUCAUCAAUUACAUUCGGGCGAAAGCUCCCUCAAGACAUCGAGCGGCGUCGGUGUUAGUGAUGUAGGCACCGAAUCGGUCGACGAAAUGAUCGAGAGCAAGUUGGAGAGUGCAUGGACGAAGGUAUCAGCCUCAACAAUAUCCUCGAGAUGA